CCAUUGAUUUUCAUCUGACGUCACAAAAUGUCUGCCGUACCCCCGCAUUCGUUAGUAUAAAGCCUUUAAAUACAAGAUACUCGCGUAGUUUUACACAAAUGGAUGGCAGAAAUAACUUAUUUAAUAACAAAUUAGUUUGAUAUUACGAUUUUGUACACGCCAUGUUUGGUAGAUCACUAAAACGCUUCCUCACCAUGGAUUUCACUAUGUGUUUCCUGAAGAAAUUUAUGUGUUUUUUGAUGGUGGUCUGUUCGGUACACAGCCUGCAGUUAGAUAACCAAGCAUCGACGCGACGACCCAGGAUUACGAAAUACAGCAAAACUACUAUAGCCCCUGGAUCAACGGAACCACCAACAGAACGGAGCCUUCUGACAGCAACCUACCGUCUUCAAGGGAGUGGGGGGGAGACAUGCAUUUUACUGGUUGUGGACGCUUUACUUGACAUCUCUUACAUGACCAAACUUAAUGAGCGCGCUGACGCCAACACUUUUGUGCCUAAUAACGCUGUUGCUAGUGGAUCCUGCAAGGAUAGUGAUUUGGAAACAUUGGUUCUUUCGUUCAAGGAGUUCGCAUUGGAAUGGACGUUUGCUAAGACCCCAGGUGGCGAACGCUGGUACGUGGACAGCAUCAGACUAACCUACAACUCCAGCGCACGAAUCCUCGAACACGCGGCCAAACAGGGUCGUAGAGUCACAUUGUCUACUGGCCCUCGUGCGUUGCUUUUCCCCACACCUGUUGGCAAAUCCUUUGACUGCCCUGAUGAAUCUAUUGUGGAGUUGUUGGAGGAGGAUGCUGGAAGCCCCAACACAGCGCAUCGUGCUAAACUCUACCUUCGUCAAAUGCGUCUCCAGCCAUUUAUGUUCCGUCGUGACGGUGUGUUUGGUCCUCCCUGGAAGUGUUCUGACGCCAACCGAACCAGAUCCGAAACGGCACCAGUCGCGGUCGGCUCCGCACUGGCUAUAGCGACCGCUGGUACUCUCAUAGGCUAUGCGAUCUGGCGGUAUUUGAAAGUUAAAAAAGUACAAUACGACACUAUGGAAUGAAGGGGUUGAAUGCGUUCUGAAUUUAAAUCUUACUGUCUUUUAGUUUAUGGUUUAAUUUGUUUUUAAUACUAUAUCUUUGUCUGUGUCGCAUGAGAUGUCGAUAGGCCUUGGCCUGCUCCCGGCCGAAACAUUAUAAUUCGUCUGUGUGGCCAAUUUGAAUAUUAAAAAAAGGCCAAAGCCUAAGAGGUUUUAUUUUAAUUGAAUAUCAGGCUUAUACGUUUGGUAUAUUUAAUUCUAUUAUAAGAGGUUUGCGAUACCUCAAAUACGGAGUUGGAAUGCGUUUAUUCUGGAGCCUAAAAAAUAUUACUCUUUAAAACAAAACUCUCUGUAAAACAUAAUUUAAUUUUUAUUAUUAUUUUUAAAAUUUCGUGAAAGUAUUCCGGGACAUUCCUUGUUCAGAACGCAUUUAAAUAAUAAACGUCCCAGCAUAGCCAAUUGUAGAGUCCCACGCAGUAUUUAUAACGAUAUAAAGCACACGACAUGAUAUCUAUGCACAAUGUACAGUUUACCCAAUUAUUCACUUACCUACGGCACUGACUGUACAAAACUAUUAUAGUUGUUAGUCAAACUAAACUAAAUUUAGUCAUUUUAGUUUAGUCCAUGAACAACGCGUCGUAUCAAUAGUCCCAUGUUAUUGUUGAAAGUUGAUAAUGUUAUUCGUGAAGAACGUAGAAUCACGAAAGUUUGAUGAAUUCGGUAGUUAUGGACAAUGUCAGUUAAAAUAAACUAAAAUUGUAGCUUAUGCUGCGUUUCAGUUUAGUUUAGUUCAAAGUCCAGCUGAAUUGAUAUAGCGGUUUAAUGUUUCAUCAAAAGAUAUAUAGUUGUUUAAAGUUGUUGAUGGUUGAUAAUAAUGUAUAAAUGUAUUUAAUCGUCAUAUUAUUCUAGGUGUCACCCAAAACUCGGUGUACUAAGAUUCAGAUUGACAAAGCAUUUGACAGAUGUCAGAGUUAGUGCGCGCUUAGACUGUCCCUCGGUCUCUUGUCUUUGAAUCUUACCUAAUGUGCUUUUUCUGAGAAACAAGGACAAAAUCUAUGUUUGCAUAUAUUUAACGGAAAUGUGAUUUUUUCAGAAAAAGUAACAUACUGAGUAUUGGGUUUUAUUUUUACUAACAUAUGUACUCCAAAGAAACUCUUAGAAUAGGUUUUAUCGUUUAUUUUUAAGUGGUUUAUAAAAAAAAUCCCUAUAGGGUUAGGAGAAUCGAUGAAAUUCUCCGUUAAAUAAGUGUGUUAUGUAUGUUUGUGCGCUUAACAAUUUGAUGGAUAUAAUAGGAGAGUGUGUAUUAUCCUUGUGUUACAAAGCGCUAAGGAGAGAAAAUGUCAAGUUGCACAAAGCAUUCGUAGUGGUCUGUGGAAAUACUAAAAUACCCAUGAUUUGUAAAUCUAUAAAACUGGUAAAGUCUUUAUAAGAACCGAUUUAUCAAUGCAAACAUAGCACCAAUUAGAAGUAUGUAAUUUAAAAUAAUUUAUCGAAAUGUGUGUCAAAACGUCGACACAUGAUUAAAAUUAUAAUCGAAAUUAAGAAUAAGAGGAAUGUACUGCAGAAAUGUUUGUGAAUGUUGAUUCGAGAAAGUAAAUUCAAAAAAAUAAUGCAGUAGGUAGAUUACAAAACUUAGCUCCAUGAAAAGUAGUUUCUGUGUGAUUACUAUUGUGUAUAUUUUAGACUAUAAACAUAUCACAUGAUAAUAAAUAUACUUUAUAAUUUAAUCAUUUAUUAGAUAUAAUUGAAGGUAAGUAUAUAUAAUUUAUUUUAUCAAUUGUUUGCGGUGUAGUAAACACUGAUAGUACGUGUACAAGCAAUAAUAAUUUUUUAUUCGACGCCGUCGUUGCGACAAAAUGGCUGAAUCGAUGUUGUAUUGUGCGCAAAACUUGGCUCCACUAGUGUAUAAAUAAUUAUAGUUUAAAUAUUUAAUAGCUGCCUUGCGAUUCUGUAACUCACUUACGGUGACGGUGUCAUAUUACACCGUCACGAGUGAUUUGAGAGCGGAAUCCGCUGUGAGAAUUUGAAGAGUGAGUUACAGAUUCGCAAGGCUGGUGAUAUUUUUCUAGAGUUAAUUAAUUGUAUUAUUCCUAGGUUAAGUGUGUUAUUGUAUAAUAUUUGAUUAUUCUAAUUCAAAUUUCUACCGUUUUGCUUACAUUUAUUUCGAAAGGAACUUUCACUAUCCAAACUAUCUUUAACUUAGUAUAUAUUUCAAAAUCUUUUUGCAAGUUUUAAUCAAGCCUAAUCUAAUUUUAACUACCUCUUCUAACUUCCAAGUUUUGUAUCACUUUACUCUUUAUGUACAGAAUUGAUGAUCCAUGUAAGUAAGACCUAAAAAACUAAAUCAGCCUAAAUCACUGUCUUGUAAUGUAAAUGUCGCAGGCAACUAGCUUAAUAAGCCGUUUAAUUAAAAGCCUAGCCUCGCAACUAAACAGCGCCGUUUAACUAGCGGCCUGAAAGAUAUUCAGCCAGUUGAUCAAACAGCUUGGCUAAUGACAUGGAUCGAUGACGUUUCACAACGGAAGAGUAUAGCGACAAUGAUAGUGUGAUUUAAUUUUUGAAGAAAUAUUUUUUAUGUCAAUGUAAACAUUAGCCAGCCAGUUUAUUAAAUGUUUUUAACAAACGCUACGGCGGAAUAUCUUUCAGGCCGCUAGUUAAACGGCACUGUUUAGUUAAACAGCUAGGCUGUUAAUUAAACGGCUUAUUAAACUAGUUGGCUUCGACAUAAACACAAUUUUGAACCAAAGAGCAGGUCAGAUACAAUGUAUGUUAGUUGUAGAAAAAGGUUUUACAUGUAACAUCAAAUAUAUUUUUAUGACUACGAUUUAAGGCAAGGGUGAAGAUGUAAUAUUUGCCCGAAAUGUGUAAGUAAAUAAGUUAUAACAGAUUUAAGUAUAUAAACACUAGUACCAAGUUUUGCUAGUUAAGGUUUGCUGUGUGUAACGCUUAAUUGUGAAGGCUAUUUCUUUAAUACAUUAUACUCAUCAAUUACUCUAACAUAUCGUUUAAUCAGAUUAGUUAUAAGUUGUAUAUUGAUCGCUGUUCGAUCAUGUUUAGUUUGUUAGUGCUGUUGUACACAAACUAACUAAAAAGAAACGUUUUUUAGUUUUAGUUUUGUACAACGUUUAAUAUAGUUCUUAAUCUACGCUUAGUGCUGUAUAAAGCUUUAGUUUUUGAAUCUCUUGCUUUUGUAUUUUCGAAUUUUAUACAAAUGCUAAUCGUUUUCGAAUUACACGUACCACUAUAUCUUGCACUUAGUUUGGAUUUCUUGCGGUGUGUUACUAUAUGCGCUGAUAUGUUCUGGUUCAAUGGAGUGCCUAAGUCUCACCAAAAACCGAACCUAGGCCAAACGCUUUUAAUAACUUAUUUUUUUUUACAACGAUGAUAAAACAAAUGAUAUUUAUUUCCAACACACAAAUAUACACUAACGCUGGCAGCAUUUUCUCGCUACUUAUACUUAUUCGUUGAGCGAGGAAAUCAUCAGCGCAACUCCUCUGCUCAGCUAUUACUGGAUACAGUUGAAGAAGUAGUUUUACUAGUGUUUAACAACAUUUAUAUAAACAGUCUAGAAGCUUAUUAUCAGCGAUAUAGUACCAACACUUCCGCAAUUAACUAAUGAGCGAAAGCUAAAAGUUUCUGAAGUGUUUUCAAAUAAUUGAGAUGUCUAUUUUCCUAAUAUUUUGUAAUGGAUCCCUGUAGCUGUUUCCACGUUAGUUUCUUAGCGUUAUAUAUCGGUGCAUUUAUAAUGAUAAAUAUUAUACUAAAAUAUUAUAUGCCAUACGAUUUGUCUUCCAAUAACAUUGAUCUUAUAACAAUAGUGUAUUGUAGCUUUUAUUGGCGUCGCGUGUUAUAAUUGAAUGAGGAGAGGUUGUUGUAUUGUAAAACGGUUGUCAAUUUUGAAGAAAAACCAAAUUUGUGAAGAUUUUCAUUAAUUAUAACACGUGCGUAUAGUGCAAAAGUGGUGGUGUUAUUAUUUGGACAAAUUGUAACUCUUACUUUCACAACGUAGAUACUUUAGUAUGUUUGAUAUUGUUUAAACUACUAUUUAUAUUGUAUUCGAUGUUCUAAUAUAACAUACACCACUGAUUAGUUGUAAGUGACAUAUCUCAAAAAUUAUUGUAAUUUAGUGCGUUCAUUUAUGAGAUUAUCUUUAUGAAUAAAUGACGUCGAAAUCAA
Messenger RNA from Pieris napi, 5195 nucleotides. Its product is annotated as lysosome-associated membrane glycoprotein 5. Lineage: Eukaryota; Metazoa; Arthropoda; Insecta; Lepidoptera; Pieridae. The transcript is spliced from 6 exons. Bases 162 to 1043 code for a protein of 293 amino acids. The record is from RefSeq and is a predicted model, not a curated record. Gene Ontology annotation, cellular component: membrane.